CGUUUUUUAGGACCAAACCGCGAACAAAGGAACACAUAAAUAUAAAAAAUACAUAAAUAAACACCGACAUGACAUCGGAAUGUGAAUCGGAUAAUCGGAUAUCCAAUAGACCAUACCGUCGGGUACAAGAUAAAAGGUCCAUCACCAAGUCCCAAAAAGGGAAAGAAUAAAAAAAAAAAAGAUUUGUAAUAAUCCUAAAAUGUUUGGUUGGUGAAGAAGAAGAAACGAUGAUACGAAAUUUCCGGUUCAGAGCUCCGACGAAUCACCCUGGUUCCACCACCAUGCAAACCGAUAGCCGCCGGUUAAUCCGGUUUCAGACAAGAUGUUGUUCGUCACCAGAUCUUAGCCAUUACACGAUUCUUGGCUUGACCCCUCUCGCUUCCCAAACCGAAGUCAAACGUGCCUUCAAACGUCUCGCUCUUAAGUAUCAUCCAGAUUUGCACAAGGGACAGGAUAAAGAUUUCAAGGAGAUCAAAUCCGCUUACGAGUGUUUGAUGCAAAAGUUUGAGAAAGAAGUAGAAGAAGAGGAGAUUACAGAAAUGGGUGAAAUCGAUGAGUGGGAGGAAUGGAUGGGAUUCGAAGGAGGGAUACCAUCAGGUAUUUCUUACUAGACAUAAUCAUUUGUUACAAUGGAUAGAUGUAGAAUCAGAGAGAUGGAGAGUACAAUUUUUUGGAGCAAGGCAACAAUUGCAUUUUGGAGGAAGCUUCUCUUCGCCGGAAGAACGACAAGUCAUGUACUCUACUUGUAAGCAAUAGAGAGGACACGCGAUCGCUGUUUUCGUUGUAGUAACUCCAGGGAUUACUCCUCCUAGAAUAGCUCCUAAUGGAUUUUUCAAAACAAUAAAACAAUAAAUAUGAUCAAACAUGAUCGGUUACAUAA
This is a messenger RNA of Arabidopsis lyrata subsp. lyrata, 880 nucleotides long. Its product is annotated as chaperone protein dnaJ 8, chloroplastic. The transcript has 3 exons. Bases 228 to 611 code for a protein of 127 amino acids. NCBI's taxonomy places the organism in Eukaryota, Viridiplantae, Streptophyta, Magnoliopsida, Brassicales, Brassicaceae. The record is from RefSeq and is a predicted model, not a curated record.